Onychostruthus taczanowskii (white-rumped snowfinch) is the source of this 2841-nucleotide messenger RNA. RefSeq names its product surfeit 4 (gene SURF4). Gene Ontology annotation, biological process: Golgi organization. Lineage: Eukaryota; Metazoa; Chordata; Aves; Passeriformes; Passeridae. Gene Ontology annotation, cellular component: endoplasmic reticulum-Golgi intermediate compartment; endoplasmic reticulum; membrane. The transcript has 6 exons. Bases 111 to 920 code for a protein of 269 amino acids. The record is from RefSeq and is a predicted model, not a curated record.
GGCGCGGCGGCGCCUUCAAGGCCCGGCCCGUCCGACGUGGCAGCGCCUGCACCGAGCGCGGCCCGGCCCCGCCACCGCCCCGCCCGCCCCGAGCCAGCCCGGGCCCCGCCAUGGGCCACAACGACAUUAUGAACACCGCCGAGGACUUCGCCGACCAGUUCCUGAGGGUGACCAAGCAGUACCUGCCCCACGUGGCCCGGCUGUGCCUGAUCAGCACCUUCCUGGAGGAUGGCAUCCGCAUGUGGUUCCAGUGGAGUGAGCAGAGGGACUACAUCGAUGGCACGUGGAACUGUGGCUACUUCCUGGCCUCCAUCUUUGUGAUCAUAAACCUCUUUGGGCAGCUGAGUGGCUGUAUCCUGGUGCUGAGUAGGAACUUUGUGCAAUAUGCCUGCUUUGGACUGUUUGGAAUUAUAGCAUUACAGACUAUUGCAUACAGCAUUCUAUGGGACCUGAAGUUCUUGAUGAGGAAUCUUGCCCUUGGGGGAGGCUUGCUGCUGCUUCUGGCUGAGUCCCGCUCGGAGGGGAAGAGCAUGUUUGCUGGUGUCCCCACCAUGAGGGAGAGCUCCCCAAAACAGUACAUGCAGCUGGGGGGACGAGUGCUGCUCGUCCUCAUGUUCAUGACACUGCUACACUUUGACAUGAACUUCUUUUCUAUUCUGCAGAACAUUGUGGGCACAGCCCUGAUUAUCUUGGUGGCAAUUGGCUUCAAGACUAAGCUGGCUGCCUUGACUCUGGUCAUCUGGCUCUUUGGCAUCAACAUCUACUUCAAUGCCUUCUGGACCGUCCCAGCCUACAAGCCCAUGCACGACUUCCUCAAAUACGAUUUCUUCCAGACCAUGUCUGUCAUUGGAGGGCUCCUCCUCGUGGUUGCACUGGGUCCUGGUGGAGUCUCCAUGGAUGAGAAGAAAAAAGAGUGGUAACAGGAAUAGCAACACUUCUUGGGACAUACUGUACUAAGUCCAGAACUGAUUCUCUAUGGAUUCAACAAAAACUGCCAGCAUUUUACACAUACAUGCCCCCUUCCUAUAAAAGGCACAGAUGUUUUGAAUUUGAUUUACUGUGGCACCAGUAAUACAAUAGAUAAAAUCCUAUUUCUUCAAGGAAUGUUGCCUAGGCUAAUUCUAACUUCCUAGAUUUGGAACUAACCCAAGGAACCUGCAUUUUGCUGAUGCUUCAGUGAAUUGCAGUAGAACAGUUGCUGUCUGGAAUGUCAGCAAUGUCUUAAAAUUUGCAGAAAGGUGAGCAGAUACAGCUGGAUCAUUCAGUGGUGUUGGGUUGUAGCUAUAACUAAAAAAGUGGAUCCCCUUUCUUGCCCUUAUCAAAACUGUCUUGUGCAUAAGGAGUUCCAUGGCUGGUUAUAGCAUUGCUUAUCAAGGUGGAAAGCAGCAUCAAAGAAAACCUAGAAAAUCAGUUAUUUUGCUGCUCAGAGGCCUGUAAUUCCCUUUUGUUCAGCAGGGAAGGGUCUUUCCUGCUCCUGAAUAGAAGGCAAAAAGAAAACCUUGGAAGUAGUUGCACUGCUUUCUGGGUAAGAAAAAGGAGAGGAUUUUCUAACGUGUCCCAGUUCUGCCCUUGAGGGGAACAAGGGGAAAUCCUGUAUUGUUAAUCAUGAAUCCUGUACUGCUAAUCAGAUUUAAAGGAAGUGGGGGAGAUAAUCCUGAAGAGACAGAACAUUAGAUUCUGUGAAAAUUCUGUGCCAAAAGAAUUCUCUAUUCUACAUUCUUUCCCCAAAAGCUGCUCCUCCUGAAUUCCCAAGAAGGGAGCCAAGUUGUGCUGCAGGUUCCAUAAUAAAAGCUCCUUUCUCCUAUUAACCAGCUUCCAUCAAUAUAUACCCCAAAUUCAUAUUUGAAUGGCAGGUUAAUGGUGAAAAUGUCUUGAGAAUUACAGAAACUCCCCUUUUCUGUGCACUCAGUACUUGCCAGAUGAGAGCAGUCAAUCUCCUAAUCUGUAAUCUUUGCUUCUUAGAUUCACUUCUGUCAGUCUCUUGGCUGUAAGAGUCCCAGCUGGCUGAAGAGCUGGGCUGCUGAGCUCUCCAGGACAGCCCCUCCUCUGCCACCUCAGAGCACCCUGAGCUGUGCAGGGUGGAAAUGUGGAAGUGGCCCCUGUUCCCAACUCUGCAAACGGUUCUAGCUGAGGAAUGUGAGUGCAAAGCCUGGGCAGUGGAGAAGCAGCCAGGGGUGAACCUUCCCCGGGAGAAACUCAGGAGGGUGAGGAAAGGAAGGCCCUGUUUGGCUUCUCAGUGCCACAACCUCUGUGCCAUGACCAUGCUUAGUGCUGCUCAGGGAGGCCUUGUGUCCUCUCUUAGUCAACUAGGUGUGAACCUGUUUCACUAAAUUGUGGAGGAAUUCUAGACAGCAUGAGCCCUACCAACUUCCUACCAUUACAUUGAUUCCUUGCUCUCUUGCCUCCCCUGAGGAAGAUGCUCAGCUCUUUGUUGAAGGAGGAAUUCAGCUGAACAUCUCCAAUGGGAGCUGUUCCCCAGGGUCUCCUGAUAAGGGCACUCACCUGGACAUUCAGUUAAACAGUUGCUUUUUAGGAGAGAAAACUGGCCUGAAAGAACUAAUAAAAAAUAGAAGAGCACUGUUGAAAGUUAAACCAGUGAUUUCAUCAUCUUAAGGGGAUAAUAGCCUCUGUAAGGGCAAGAUGUGCUGCUGCUGGAGGAAGCCAUUUGCUAUCCCAGAAUAGUUAGGGUUGGAAAGGACCUCUGGAGAUCAUCUAGUCCAACCCCCAUGUCCAGAUUGAUGGAAGGGGAAUUCAGCAUUAAGGUCAGGUCACUGAUGGCUUUCUUUUCAAGGAAGUUUUGCAAGAGAAGUCUUUGCCUCAAAGUGUUCUGUGUUCCUGACU